UGGAAGCUUACUUCCUCCAGGAAUUUCAGUGUGUGUGUAACAGUAAUCGCAGCACCUGUAUAAAUACCCUUAACUGGAUUACAGCAUGUAUCUCAUUUACAUGAAACAAUCAACUUCGUCCAGAAAAAAGCAAGGAAUCAAUACAUAUAUGGAAGGAAAGAAUAGCAGCAGUGCUACGCGGGGCGGUGUGUCUUCAACCUACAGGGGCGUGCGUAAGAGAAAAUGGGGCAAAUGGGUGUCUGAAAUUCGUGAGCCUGGAAAAAAGACUAGAAUCUGGUUAGGGAGCUUCGAGACACCUGAAAUGGCAGCCGCAGCGUAUGAUGUAGCAGCGUUACACUUGCGGGGACGAGAGGCACGCCUUAACUUCCCAGAGUUGAUCGAUUGUCUUCCCAGGCCACCCAGUUCCAAUGGUGAGGACAUCCGAAUGGCGGCUCACGAGGCGGCCCUGCGGGUCAGGACGAAUGCUGCAGGGUCGUCGUCUGAGGCUGGCGCCAGCAGCUCCAGUGUUGGCCCUGUCACGGUUAGGUUGUCUCCGACCCAAAUUCAGGCCAUCAACGAGUCCCCUCUGGACUCUCCCAAGAUGUGGAUGCAAAUGUCGGAGGCACUGAUGAUGGACGAGGCAAUGAUGUUCUGCAAUGAAAAUGGGGAGAAUGAGUGGGAUGACAUGCAGAAUGACUCUCUUUGGGAUCCUUAGGUAAUGUUUUUCUACUUAGAACUAAUGGCAAAUAUACAUUAACAGAACAGGAAUGAGUGACAUUUACUACAUUUUUUACCAAUUAGGUUUUAAUAUCUAUGAAUAAACAAUCAACAAUCAAUGAAAAGGUUUGACUCCUGAUUGAUUUCAGUGCUUCAAAUCUUGGGUUGACCGUUGAGCUAACUGUUUGAUGGAAUAGUGUGAAGAACAAUAGUGUUGGGUUUGUGUAUUAUCUCUGAGCCUACAGGAAGGCCACUUGUCAUCAUUAUAGAGACAGGGGAGAGAUUUGGGUGGGUCCCAAGCCGUAAGAGGUCUUCUCUUCUACUAGUGGAUGAGAUUUUUCUUCAAUCUCUGACAGGACCAACGAACCACUCACAUAUUGGCUACUUUCUUUUUUUGCUUUAAUCAGCUAUGGAAAUGGUGUGCUUUGAUUUGUUUUAUAUUAUGUAGUAAUAUUCAGCUAUUGUAACUGAAUUCUAUUUAAUUAUAAUUUUUUUUUGCUUAUUGUAUUCUUGUUUUCAAUAUUUUAUGUUCCUUGGUUUAUGAAACCAUAAUAAUAGUAUUUUAUUUCUGGUGA
Molecule: messenger RNA, 1271 nt
Organism: Theobroma umbraticum
Lineage: Eukaryota; Viridiplantae; Streptophyta; Magnoliopsida; Malvales; Malvaceae
Product: ethylene-responsive transcription factor ERF021
Biological process (GO): regulation of DNA-templated transcription
Molecular function (GO): DNA binding; DNA-binding transcription factor activity
Source: RefSeq, a predicted model, not a curated record